GUUCUGUGGCAAAUCUGCCAGGCUCUGGCCGGCCAAGGAGGGUUGGCACACCGGAAAAUAUUGCUGUUGUGAAGCAGAGUGUGAGAGACGAUCCGAAACAAUCAACAACGCGUCGAUCCCAAGAAUUGGGCAUUUCGAGAACCAGUUUGCUCCGCAUUCUCCACGAGGAUUUGAAUGUACACGCCUACAAGAUCCAAUUGACGCAAGAGCUGCGUCGGGCCGACCAUUUUUCGCGCCGAACGUUCUCAGAUUGGCUCCUUGAACACCGCCAAAUUGAUGCCAAUUUUUCAUCAAAAAUCAUGUUCAGCGACGAAGCCCUACAAGCCCUAACAUUCCAAUGUUUGAGAAGUUUCUCUAGAGCUGGAAAAGUGUGGAUCCCGAGAAAAUACAGCUUUAUACUGAAAAGCUAUCAUGCCUGAAUGGCCUGGAUUGAUGACAGUUUUCUCGACGAGUGUCCACCUUCCUGGUCACAUAGUGAUUCUGACUGAGAGCAUUUAAUGAUACGACAGAAAGAGCAGUCAAGUUAAUGCAAGGCUUCCAUGGCUUAAUCACUGCUGAUGAGGAACAAAAGCAAUUUUUAUUAUGAUAAGUACAUGAUCACAGGCAGGUUUAUCCUGAAUGUAAAAAGAAAAUUUAGUAAACAAUGUUCUUUUAAUGAUAAAUAUCCAAGACAUAUAAGAGACAAUUAAAGCGAUGUUUAUUAUUUGAGUCGUUAGAGUCGAAUGGAAAAAAUAGAGGGUAUGCGUAUCUCAUACAACAAUUUGUUUGCCCUCAUAGGCUGGGACACCCUACUGUACAUGGCCUAAGGUUAUGGUCAUCUAUAAAUAAAGUAAGAGGUAUGCACAAUGCAGCAAGUAACAAAGCCAACACCAACUACCAGUACAGGAUAAAUCAAAUGGAUAUGGCGUUAACACAGUUCGGCUUUAUGGGCAUCAGUUUGGUGAGAUCUGAAAUGAUGGGGGUACAUAACGUCUCUGAUCUUGAAUGGAAAGGGUUUAUACAUUUGUGGAGAGUCGUGGGUUAUGUUUUGGGUAUCGACGAAAGGUUUAACAUAUGUCGAGAAUCAGUCACACAUACAAAAAAGAUAUGUGAACUACUUAUACAAAGGGUGUUUCUCCAUCAUAUGCGAAAAACUUCACAAGAAUUCGAUGCUAUGUCCAAAGCUUUGUUGAAUGGAAUGUGGGCAAUGAAUCCUAUACUUCAACACGAUGUUUUCAUCCUUUAUCUGCAUAUGGUGCUGGAAAAUUCAAAGGACUACAAAAAACCUAGACCAAAUCUUCAGCCAUUAGGGACGUGGGGUACAAUGAAGUUAAGGGUUAUUAUCUUCGUAGUGUGGGCAUUGCAGUUUACCUUAAUAAGGCUUUUUUACAUGUAUUUGCAAAUUUUUGGACUUUGGCUGAUGAGAAAAUUUCCGUUUAUUGCUUAUUAUAAAUAUGGAAAAUGUGUGGCCCAUGUAAGUGUUGAGUGAACACACCAUUGAUAGGCGGUUUGUAUGCCUUACCAAUAUUCUGAGAAAACCGUCUAGGGUACCGAUAGUAGACAUUUGUAUUAAUUUGUAUAAAACUUUUUAGCAACAUAGCUGACGUCGCUCUCUUGCCUAGUGAAUCAGAAGGCCUUUAAGCCAGAUAUAGUUGAUUGUUACCAACACAUUAUUUUAUAUUAGUCAAAGUCGCCAAUGUGUAUUGUUAUUUUUUAUGGAAUAAAGAUAUUUGUUGUUGUGUUCGAGUAUUUCAAUAAUGC
Acanthoscelides obtectus is the source of this 1740-nucleotide messenger RNA. Lineage: Eukaryota; Metazoa; Arthropoda; Insecta; Coleoptera; Chrysomelidae. The record is from the annotation of a GenBank genome assembly.